This is a messenger RNA of Meloidogyne enterolobii, 1178 nucleotides long. Lineage: Eukaryota; Metazoa; Nematoda; Chromadorea; Rhabditida; Meloidogynidae. The record is from the annotation of a GenBank genome assembly.
AUGGCUGAUGAUUUUGCACCGCCCGCAGAUGGUUUUGCACCCGCUGAGGAUAAUUGGGCCACGGAAGAUGUUGCUGGUGGGCAAGGGGAUAUGCAAAUGACUACAAUUGAUUUUCCUGAAAUUAAAUUGUUUGGUAAAUGGUCUUUGAGCGAUAUCGAAGUUAAUGAUGCUUCUUUAGUGGAUUAUAUUGCUGUUAAAGACAAAUAUGCCAAAUAUUUGCCACACAGUGCUGGUCGUUAUCAAAUCAAACGUUUUCGUAAGGCGCAUUGUCCGAUUGUUGAACGUUUGGUUUGUUCGAUGAUGAUGCAUGGACGUAAUAAUGGUAAAAAGUUGAUGGCUGUUCGGAUUGUGAAGCACGCUUUUGAGAUUAUACAUAUUUUGACUGGAGAGAAUCCAGUUCAAAUACUUGUUGGUGCUGUUAUUAAUGGAGGACCACGGGAGGAUUCUACUCGUAUAGGUCGAGCUGGAACUGUUCGUCGUCAGGCUGUUGAUGUUUCGCCUCUUCGUCGCGUUAAUCAGGCGAUUUGGCUUUUAUGUACUGGGUCUCGUGAAGCUUCUUUCCGUAAUAUCAAAACAAUUGCUGAAUGUUUGGCUGAUGAAUUAAUUAACGCGGCAAAAGGUUCGAGCAACUCUUAUGCUAUCAAAAAGAAGGACGAAUUGGAGCGAGUUGCAAAAUCUAACCGUUAAAAAAGGAUAAUAUUGAAAAAGUUGGAAAUUAUGUUGUCUUUUGACUGUUAAGUUUUAUCUGUUAAGGUCAUUUGUUAAUGAAUAAAUUUAAAAAAAAUUCAAAAUUUUAAUUUGAAAAUUUGUAUUUUACAGAAAAAUAAAAUUUCAGUCUCUUAUCCAGUGUAUAAUUUCCAUGGAUAUUCUUUUAAUGUUUCCAAUAAGAUAAGGGAGGAAGAUAAGAUAAAUUGAGAAAAAUCUCUCAGGUUCUAUUAAUUACAAACAAACUUUUCACUUUUUAUUUACCUGGGAGCUUUUCUAUUCUAAAUUAUCCACAAUUGUUAUUUUUUAUAUUCAAUUUUACUUUUGUAUAGUUACUACAUUUUUGGAAUGCAAUUUUCUCUUUAAAGGUUUAUCGAUUAAACGAAUAACUCUAGCAAGGCCUGCUUUCCGCUGCCAAAAUCGAGGUCAUCCAUUCCCAACAAAUACCCAAACCUUGCUGGUCAUCAAAACAU